Molecule: messenger RNA, 1848 nt
Organism: Fimicolochytrium jonesii
Lineage: Eukaryota; Fungi; Chytridiomycota; Chytridiomycetes; Spizellomycetales; Powellomycetaceae
Product: transmembrane amino acid transporter protein-domain-containing protein
Exons: 3
Coding region: 1-1848 (615 amino acids)
Biological process (GO): amino acid transmembrane transport
Molecular function (GO): amino acid transmembrane transporter activity
Source: RefSeq, a predicted model, not a curated record
AUGGGCCGUGUCAGAACCAGUUUUGGAACCCCUCGGUCCAACCAUUCGUCGCCGUCCAGGCGGGGCUCACCGUCGAGACGACCUCCCGGAGACGGCGAAUCAGAGCCCGAUGUCGACGUCGAGGACGACUACGCACAGCUUACCGAAAAAGAGAUCGCAAAACGGGUCUCUGAACAUUUGAUCUUACCCGACGCCGCCAACGAAGGACACCUGCUAGGCUCCUCGCAAGGCUCUUUUGGCUCAGUCGCUCAUAACUUAUUGGGAGGGGAGGUGACGCGCGAUAUUUAUCAAUGGUCGGAAAAGCGCGAGAACCCCAUCCACCGUCGCCGGAACUCAGAGCCCGAUGUACGACCAGGUGAACCAUCACGGGAUGACGAUGUGUUUACUGCGUCGGACCUGCGAGAACCGGGAGUGUUCCGCCGUCACUUUGUGCAGAGACAGGCGAUCAUGGCGGGCAGAGAACCCAACAACCCCGUCACGCGCAAUUUCUUGGAUUUCCUUGCCUUGUAUGGCUUCUAUGGCGGCGAUGUAUACCCAGAAGAUGCGGACGAUGAUGAGGACGACGGAUUCUUCAAUGAGAAUGAGGAGGAUGGAGAGACGCGGCCUUUGGUUCGGUCGAGGACGCCUUCGGUGGCAGCUAUUCAGGGCACCUCGGCAAAGAAGGCCUUCUUUAUGGUCCUGAAAGCUUUCGUCGGAACUGGGGUCCUGUUCUUGCCGAAAGCCUUUGCCAACGGUGGAAUGCUCUUCUCUCUCGUCACGCUCGGCAUCAUCGGGUUUCUGACGCUUCACUGCAUGUUGUUACUGGUGCAAACAAGCAGAGAGCUCGGAGGUAGUUUUGGCGACAUCGGAGAGCACCUCUAUGGCCAGAAAAUGCGUCAAUUGGUUCUAGGAUCGAUCGCGGUCUCCCAGGCCGGAUUCUGUUGCGCCUACUACAUCUUCAUCGCCCAAAACCUGCGGGACUUUGUGAUGACCGUAUCAGACUGCAAAUGGAUAUUGCCCGACUGGGUCUUCAUCGUCAUCCAGCUAGUUGUUUACAUCCCGCUCUCCUGGGUCCGCAAGAUCAAGCAUUUCUCCAUCACAUCCCUCGUCGCGGACGUCUUCAUCCUUCUUGGACUCGCCUAUGUCUUGUACUUUGACAUCUUCAUCGUCGCCACCGAAGGCCCCGCGCGCGACUUUGUGUGGUUCAAUAACCAAUCCUUCCCAUUGUUUGUCGGCACUGCCAUGUUUGCAUUCGAGGGCAUCUGCCUCAUCCUCCCCAUCGGCGAAUCCAUGAAGCACCCCGAACAGUUCGGCAAGGUGCUGUCAUGGUGCACCGUCGUGAUCGGCGUCAUCUUUGUCUCCGUCGGCUCCAUGGGCUACCUCACUUUCGGCCCCAAAGUCGAAACCGUCGUCUUCCUCAACCUUCCGCGAGGCCCCAACACCCAAAUCAUCCAGUUCCUCUACGCGCUCGCCAUCAUGCUGUCGUUCCCGCUCACGGUCUACCCGACCAUUCGCAUCACGGAACACGGUUUGUUUGGCAUGCUCGACGGCAAACACUCCAACCUCGUCAAAUGGCAGAAGAACCUGUACCGCGUCGCAUUAGUCGCCUGCCUCGGUGUCGUCGCGUGGGCCGGGUCAAACAACCUUGACAAAUUCGUCAGUCUCGUCGGGUGCUUUGCCUGUAUCCCACUGAGUUUCAUCUACCCGAGCCUGUUCCACUCGCACAUUGCGACAAACAGGUGGGUGAGGAUGAAGGACAUGGCGUUGGUGGUGUUUGGCAUCGUGGCGAUGCUGUACACCACGUCGAUAACGUUGCAGGAGUGGUACGGUGGGAAGCCUGAUCUUCCCGUAGAUAGAUGCACUGUAUAG